Messenger RNA from Drosophila innubila, 4596 nucleotides. RefSeq names its product cytokine receptor (gene dome). The transcript is spliced from 5 exons. Gene Ontology annotation, molecular function: protein binding. Lineage: Eukaryota; Metazoa; Arthropoda; Insecta; Diptera; Drosophilidae. Bases 373 to 4044 code for a protein of 1223 amino acids. The record is from RefSeq and is a predicted model, not a curated record.
GCUCUCUCGGAUGAGGGCUGGCAUUGUGUACGGCAUAGGCAAAGCAAACAGUUGAGUUAGUAAGUGAGAUCUUUUCAUACUGUUUAUUAAAACGCAACAACAAACAACAAGCAAAAUACGUUGUUUAUUAUUCGAAAAAAGGAGAAAAUUAUUGAAAACGUAACGUUAUUAAUUACGACGACAUUAAAUAGCAGCCAGUUUGUGGUAAAAAGCGAUUGGCAAACAAAAUGCCAUAAAAAGUCAGUUCUUGGAAUUUUUGGUAACAUAUAUAAACGGUUUCCGAGAAUUUUACCAAUACCAGUGCCAACAAGUGCCUCCUCACAUACAACUCGCCAGGUAUUUUCUGUGGAAACGCAAGCUGCCAAAAAAAAAAUGCAAAGAGAAAUGCGAAAAACAACAAUGCGAGAACAACACUUAAUUCAUGUUGCACUCUUCUUCAUCUGUUGCUGUGCGCUAAAUGUACAGCUGGUAUGCAGCGUUAAGGGUACUCCCGGCUGGGUAAUACCAGAGCGUGUAGAGUUGCCAAUUGGCAGUGAUCUCAAUAUAAGUUGCACCAUUGACAAGGCCGAAAUUGGUGCAACCUGCAAUGCAAAACAAUUGUACUUUAAAAUGAACACCGAAUUGGGUGGCAAGGAUAUCAACUAUACAACGGAUCCAGAUAUUUGGUACAUUAAUGACACUACCAUAUUGUUUAAAGCAACCAAUUUAUCGGAACGGGAUGCCUCCUAUGUGUGUAUGUGUGGCCAAAAUGGUAUCGAUACAUCGCGUGUCUUUGUGGGCACGAAACCCGCAAAAGUAAUGAAUUUCGAAUGCACCAGCUAUGAUUGGGAUUAUAUGUUUUGUAAUUUUACAACACCUAAAAAUAGCAUUAUUACCAAAUACAAUGUGAGUUUCGAGACGCAAAGAAACUCCAGUUAUCGAUACUAUGUCGAUUGCAAUUUUGAUGCCUCGCCGAUAGUCAAUUGCAAUAUCACACAGGAAACGUAUAAAAAGUUCUCCGAAUAUUAUUAUUUUCGUUUGGAUAUUACGAAUUCGUUGGGCCACGAGACUCAGGAUAUUCCGGUAAAUAAUUAUGAACGUAUGAUUUUGGCAAAACCCGGACAGAAUCUGCAAAAGAUCAAUUAUACAAAGGAUUCGAUAUGCUUAUCGUGGGAAAUGCCCAGACGUAGUAAUUUUAUCGGCGGAGUGCUGUGGAAAGUGUUUGUAACACCGGAGAAUUUCUCCAGUAUUACGCGCCCCAUGUGGCGCAAUAAUUCCUCGGCUCUACGGAAUAUUCUCUGUCUGACGGAGUUGCCCUUUGCCGGAUACAAAUAUCUAUUGGAACUGCGGGUGCGCAACAACAAAAAUGGUUCCCGAUGGAGUCAACCAUUGAAUUAUGAGUUUCGUACCGCUUCGGAGCGUCCAGAUCGUCCGCCUAGGAUAACAAAUGGCAGUUUCUAUAUCUAUUCCUCGGAGUCACAACUCUCCAUCUAUUGGGAGCAGCUGGAGAAGCAGGAACUGAACGGCGAUAACUUCUCCUAUGUUAUCAGCGAGUAUCGAGUGAAUGGCACCAUCACCGACAGUUCGAAGAUCAAGAUGGACAUGAAUUCGGCCACAAUUGAGAACUGGAAUAAGAGUGUAAAGCACGAGCUGCUCAUCCGCAGUAGCAACAAUGUGAAUACGUCCGUGGAGGCGAGUCGUUUAAUAAUUCCGGCAAUUAGCAGUGAGGAUACACGUGUGCGUAUGCCAAAGAAAAUCCGUAGUGUCUAUCAUUCGAGCAAUUCAAGUUAUACGCUGAGUUGGAAGGCGCCCGAUAAUAGUACGGAUUUAAUCAACUAUACGGUCUUUUGGUGCAAUUCGAAACCGGCUCUACAAUCGAAAUGCAAUGGAUCGAUACAUUUUGAGAAUGUGAGCAAAGAUCGUUUGCAAUUCACGACGAAAAGUGCACAGCCGACCUCAUUAAAUAUGGCCGUAUCGGCGAAUUACGGCACUACAAAUACGGGUAUGCAUUGGAUGAGCUGUAGCCGUGAUGUCUACGAUGAUUUGGCCAAAAUGGAGCCGAGCAUUGAGGAAAUAACAAAUUCAUCGCUAUCCGUCAAAUGGAGCACGGAACGUGUCUGUCCGGCCAUUUUAAGUGGCUACAAUUUAACUUAUUGCCAUCGACCGGCCGGUAAACCGGAUAAUUGUACCACCAAAGUCUUAGAUUCAAAUGCCGUCGAUUAUACCAUACAUAAUCUGGAGCCCUAUACAUAUUAUAGUGUGAAAAUGUUUAUGUAUUCCACAUCGCGUGCCAGUAAAUAUAGCGACGAGUUGAUUAAUCGCACCGGAGAGGCGGCUCCAACACAGCCCCGUCAAUUGGAGUUCUCCAAUGUGAGCAGUUCGGGAGUAUUGCUCAGCUGGAAGCCACCACUCAAGGCCAAUGGCGUAGUCCGUGCUUAUGAAGGUACCUUUCAUCAUAACAAUAAAACCGAACACUUCAAGUUGCCCGCAUCGACGGAUGAACUGGUGGACAAUGAGAAGCGCGUCUCCUUUGAGCUGGGAAAUCUUACGGCGUACACAGACUACGAGAUCACAAUACGGGCACGCACACUCUACAGCUCCGAGCCGAGCAAUGUUAUACGCUUUCGUACAGCAGUCGGUGUGCCAUCUUCGCCGGGUCCGUUGCUGGUGGACAACACGCAGCUGAGCACGUCGCUAGAAUGGACGGCACCGCCUAUUCCGGCGGGACGAGUGGAAUACUACGAGGUGUCCAUAAUCCAGAGGGAUGCCAACAACAGUCUGAUUAGUCAAACGUCGAGCUAUAUUGGAGGCAAACAGAAUCGUAGCUGUGUGAUGCAGACACCUGUGUGUAUUCCCCUCUAUCGCUUCCAUUACCAGGUGAGAGCUGUGAAUGCGGAGUUAUUGCAGUCGGAGAACCACGAAGAGGAUGAUUCGGAGUUGGACAAAUGGAGCAGGGAGACACAACAACAACAACAACAACAGUGUGUGGCACAGCCGCCUUUAAGUGGCAUCGAAUGGAGCAUUAUUAAUUCAUAUGGAAAUGAGUCGCGAUAUCGCCUACACAAAUCCAACUGGGCUAUUCACGAGGUCAGUUGCUCCCCGGAUCGGAGUAGCACACAAUUGUUGAUCAGCAGUGCGGAAUUAAUAGUGGCUGCCAUAAUUAUCGCCGCUGCCUGUCACAUGGCCUACAAGAAACUGCAAAAAAUGUCGGAUAUUGAUUUGGAAUUGCCAUCCGGAUUGAAGGAGACACUGAAGAAACCACUGGAGUUGGAUAUGCCAGCGAGUGGAGGAAUUGUCUGCACUCGUCUCGAUCCGAUGCCACAGUAUAUGCCACAAUAUGCGCCACAGGAGGAUAUGAUGCCACACGAUUUCAGUGGCAGUGGCAACGAAAGCUCCAAAUUGCUAUUGGCCAACAAUUCCGGCAGCAAUUGUUGUGCGGAUGAGGAGCAUACACAAAUGGGCAAUACGUUAUCGCUGCCUUUGGGUGUGCCUGUUAGCUAUAUGCCCAUGCGACAGGAUCUGCUGCAGGAUCAUGAGGAGCAACAGGCGCAUAAUGGCAAUCAGAAUUACAUAAAGCCUACACAGCUGAAACAAUGGUCCGCCAAUCCGAAUAAUCCAAAUAACCCUGGCAAUGCCAAUGCCAAUCCCUCCCUGGCAUUGCCCCUGAGUGGGUAUGUGCCUGUUCAGGUGCUGCAGGCGCGUCCUAUGCCUCCAGUGCCCUCUUCUAAUGUUCCUGUUAAUGCUCCUGCUUCCGCUCCUGUUUCCGCUCCGCCUCUGUCGCUGCUCAACUCCAGCAACUAUGUGCAGGCUGCGGAUCUGCACAAGCUGCCAGCAACAGUUACUGCUGGUGCUCCAACAACAACGGCAGCAACAGCUGCUCCUCCUACCAAUAGUUUUGGUUAUACGGCCAUGGAGCAACUGAUAAAACCGUCAACAGUCUUGCCAAAUUAUACGCAACCAAUUGGACAGACGGCAACAACGCAGCACAGAAUGCAGCCCAAUAUUGGUGGCUAUGUGACGCCGCAGGAUUUGAAUGCCAUUGCCCAUAAUCGACAUAUGCUGUAAGGAAUUCCAUGGGGAAUCCUUGGUGAAUCCGUGAGGAAUACUUGGUGAAUCCGCGAAGAAUACUAAAGGAAUUCCUUGAAGAAUUCGCAUGGAAUCCUCAAGGAAUUCACCACUGCAAAUGGCACUUAUAAAUUACAUUACACACGCACAUGACAUUUCAUCAAUGUAUUCACACACAAUCGCACACUCAUACUCUCUUUGUAAUUUGUACCUAUUAAUUUAUAUUAAUUAAUGCGGCAAUUUGUGGAUUGCAUGUGGAUUGUGUAUACUCUAAGUACUUUAUAUACUACUAUACAUAUUUUUUUUUUCGUUUGUCGCGCUUAUUUUAAUGCUCUAGUAUUGUUUACACUUACACACACAGGCCUACCACAUACCUAACUAUCCCUAUAACUAUAGCUUAACUUACAUUAUAUGUAACAAAAAAAAAAAAAGCAAAACAAAAAAGAGAAAAAAUUAUACAAACACACAUAUUUUACCCAAAUAAAAUGGGUAAAUAAUGUUGAUGACACAAGCUCUGAUUAAGCAUACAAAUAUACAUAUAUAUAUUAAUUA